Molecule: messenger RNA, 3357 nt
Organism: Aspergillus mulundensis
Lineage: Eukaryota; Fungi; Ascomycota; Eurotiomycetes; Eurotiales; Aspergillaceae
Exons: 8
Coding region: 1-3357 (1118 amino acids)
Molecular function (GO): metal ion binding
Source: RefSeq, a predicted model, not a curated record
AUGGACCCAGUAAACCCGGCCUCGUUGCCGCCUGAGUACUGGAGCAGCCUGGAUCCGUAUGUGAAUCCAGACUCUUCACAACAACAACAACACCAUCAUUCGCAUCCUCCCCAGCAACAGUCGACUCCACAGCAAACACAGCAUCAGCCCCUUGGAAUUGGCUGGGAUCAUCCUGUCCUGCAUUCGCAAACAUCUCACCGUGAUUCAACCCAUGGGCUGUAUCAAUCGGCAACACCGCAGGGAUGGCAGCAAAACUCACUACAUCACCAAACCCUGGCCCCUCCAACACCGCAGGACCUUGGGAUAUCGGCUCAGUAUCGUCAGGUUCCACAAUAUGCUCAGGGGCAGGUGACCUUCGAUUCAAGAGCAGUCCCCGCGCCGGAGAACCCUCACUAUCAGUCCUACUCGUUCACCCCAAACUUCUACACUCCUCAACACAUCUCUCUUCCGGACCCCUUCCCACAAACACAUUCACCACAGCCUGCCCAGCAGCCAUCGCGCCCCGCGUCCUACCAGCCGCAGCAGCUUCAUCAAAACUCGUUGCCUCAAUACGCGAUUCCUCCCGGAUUCCCUGAUGACUCCACGCAUACUUCGCUCAGCUUCUCAAAUGACUUCGCCCAGCCCCCACCUCGUGUUCCAGAGCAGACGAUCAACCCGCAGUUUAUCAACUCCCCGCAGCCGGCAAGCCAAGAUCCUCCGCUCAAUAACACUCAAAACCAGUUUGUCUACGUAAAUCCCGCCGAAGAUCCAAAUACAAAUAGAAUGUUCAGCUAUUUCCCGGACAAUGUACAGCUACAAUCGAUUCUACCCCAUACCGGCGUCAAUAGCCCUCUCGCGCCCGGUCAAUUUUUAAGGACUGGGGGAGCCCCCAUAAAUGGUCUUAAAUCAGUACCAGCAAUUGCGCCAGCUAAACCAGUGCUCUUACGGGCAAAUCAAACGGGUGUUAAAAAGCAAGCUCUCCCCAAAAAAGUAUCUGUCAAGAAGGCAAAUGGGAAAGGCUCCGUUUCUUCAGGCUCAGACAGCUACGAGUCUGACUCAGACCUUGAGAUUCAGGAACCCGAAGAGCCAUCGCCCUUGCCGUUCUCUCGUCCUGCUGAACCCGAAGCUGCAGCAAAUUAUGAUGCUCUUCGGGCUGUGUGGUUUCCGCGUAAUAGACGGCCCAAGGUCGACAAAGUUAAGACUGCAUUGGUUUCUUUCAAAGAUGUUGUUAAGAACUACAGGGAUUCGUGGAAAGAGACCGCUCAAGCUCUGAAAGCGGCUGAAAAUAAGGGCGAAUCCAACGAUACGAUUCUUUUAAGGAAGAAAGUUGCUCUCCAACGACGCCUCAUGAGUGUCGUUGUGAGUGCCACUCUUGACAGGGGCCAUCCCCUUAUUGUCGAAAAACUUGGCGAACAUCCGAUGGCAGUGUCAGCCAUAUAUUCGUUUCUUUUGGAUCGGCAUCAAGCUUCCGAUAUUGACGGUUCAUUUACUCUCAACAUUCUCAAGCUGCUUGCUCGGUUCAUCACCAUGGAUGAAGAAGUCCUUCAGAAAACAAAUGUCGCGAAACUGCUCCCAAGAUUCGUGAAAAAGGGCAGUCCAGAAGUCAAAGCUCUUGCGCAGACUAUACUCGAUAACGCCGCUGCAUCCACCAAGCGCAAACAGGAGAACAGCAAGCCAGGGUCUAAAGAAGGCUCGCCGGCUAAGCCCCCGGUUUCUGGUGCUACAACUGUAGAUGGCGCGCGUAGAGAUGUCUCUGGGUCUAAACGGCCUCGGGAUGGAGAGGCCAACGGGCAGCCGGCCCCUAGGAAGGUAGUAGUGACUUCCAAUAUAAAGCCCGGAGCUAAACCCAGCGGUCUCGCCACUAAUGGCUCAGUGAAACGCACGCCAGAGGCUGGUUCAGAGAACAAACCAACAGGAACUGCGGCCUCGACUGUCUCCCGCCCGAAGGCGAACAUUGUCGCUCCUAAACCUACAAAUCUGUUUGGAUCUUUGACUUCAGCCUCUAAGAAGCCAGGGACAUCAAACGCGGAGAGAGCUGCUGCCGCUGCUGCUGCUAAAACAAGUACCGAAAAGAAAGAAGCCCCGCGGCCGGCAUUCUCACUUGGAGAUAUCAUGGCGGAUCUUGACAAGCAGAAGGCACCUCCUCCGAAGGAAUCUUCCGAGAGUAGAACCCCUGAGACGGAAGAAGAGCGGACGAAGAGGCUUCGCAAAGAGGCGCGGAGGAAAUUGCGCGUUACUUGGAAGCCUGACGACUCGUUGACUGAUAUUCGCUACUUCACCCACGACCCUGACGAGGAACUUGGGCCAGGCGAUCGUUCCCGUCAACGAGGCGAUGUCAAAGGUGAAGGCAGCAUCCUCAAACUGCACAAGAACCUUGACGAGCUGGAAGAGGAUGACGAUGGGGGUAUGCGGGAGGAGCAGUUCUUCAACUACUAUGUUCCCUCUGGUAAGGACCCGUGCACAUCGAGGCGUGUUAUCCAUAGUCUAACCGGCACAGAAAUUGACGACAGCGAAAUAUCGGCCGAAACUCGAGCUGCAAAUCACAUAAAACGCGGCGGCACGCAACAGCCUACAAGCCCCGAGGCAAAGGUUCAAGAACACCGGGAAGCUACGACACUCAUGGUGUUCCAUACAUCACCUGCGGACGUACCGCCAUCCGCUAAGGAGCCACCUGCACCUGAUAGCAGCGAAGCGGAACCAGAAGUUCUCCCGUUCGGAGAGCUGCCCGACUUUAUUAAAGAUCGACAACAAAAGUACUACGCAAUGAUCAGGCCUCAGCCAGCUCCCCAGAGCCAGCCCAACAGUAUCUUUGACCUGCUCAAAUCGAUACAGAAUCCAGGCCAGCAGCAGUCUACUCCUCCUCCCCAGGCCCCUCAACCAGCCCAGGCUCCCGCAUUUAAUCUGGAACAAACCAUCAACAUGCUUAGCCAGCAGCCCCAAGUACCACAGGCCCCGCAGAUCCCUCAACAACCCGUGAUCGACCAGCGGCUUUUGUCUAUGUUCUAUGGUCAACAACCACAGCAGACCCAGCCACAGCCGCAGCCGCAGCCACAAAUACACCAGGCUCAGCCUGGAGCCAUAGCACCAAACCUGCUCGCCAUUCUGUCUCAGUUUAGCAACCAGAAUCAAAACCAGAAUCAGCAGACGCCGCCGGUUAGCGAAGCCCCUCAAACCUCGGGCCACUACGAGAACCCCGAGCGCAAGCGCAUGCGCGAAGCCGGUGGCUUUGACGACGAUGACAAAUGGAGGCGGAACAGGAUGAACGCUCCCAACAAGAAACACCCCAAAGCCGGAUCGGUUCCGUGCCGUUACUGGGCUGAAGGGAGAUGUCUUAAGGGCCAGGACUGCACGUUCCGCCACGACCCUCUCUCGCCAUGA